UUUGGAUCAAUGCGUUUUAUUUUAUUUGUUGGAUUUUUUUUAUGCCUCCAUUUGUUAAUUUCUUGGAUAUAUGCUUAGGUUCGUAUACUCUUUUUUUUUUGCCUGCUGACUGUCAUAUUAUUCAUGCUCAGAUACAUGGGCUGAGGAUUUAAUGUAUUAACGUUUUUGGUCUGUGUGAUUGUAGGAUGUAAUUGUCUUUUUCUGGAUUAUGGGAAUAAAAAAAUCUUUUUUUAAAACAGAAAGUCGUUCUUACAUCGUGGACACUUAAGAGAUUUAUCUUCAUGGGUUUGUCUAAACUUUUUGAGUGGAUAUCUGUGUCCAAAUUGUUAGUGUCACGAGCAUUUUUAACCUUUUGAAGUUUAGAUUUUUUUUUUUUCCUGUUGGCUUUUGCUUAUUCUUGCAAAAUAUUGAGAAAAAGAAAUGAUAAGGUGAAGGGAAUUAGAAAUUGGGCUAAAGCUCUUCCUCAGAGAUGGGAAGUGGAGUUCUAGUUUGAUCCUAGGGCAUUUAAAUGCAGAAUUUGAGAUGUAGUGUGCUAGAAUAGAAUGCCAUGCUAACUGCUUGUUGGAAAGAACAUCAUUAGCCGAUGAUAGCCUUAUUUAAUCAAACAUCUUGUUGAGUUCUGUGAGCGGAAAUCAUUUGCUCAUAGAAGGGUGCUUCAUUUUCCGCUCAGGUGUGGCAUAUACAUAAGGUUAGCAAAGGAGCACAUGAUUUAUAUAUUCUAGUUCAAGAAGAUUGAGAGAUUCGCAGUAAUACAGAACAAUGGAGAACCUAGAUUCUGAACCCAUUCACUUUUUGACAUGGUUAUUUUUUUUAUUAACCUAGCCAUUUUAAAACUUUAAAAAUAUUUUUUACAGCUGGCAAAGAAAAACUUUCCGCACUUUUUCUCUGAUGCAAUAUUAUAAUGUACAAAUAUUCAUUCUUGACUUUCUGCCUUAUGGUGAGCCUGAUCUGUUUUGUGAUGAUGUAGUAGUUCUCAUUUUUCAAUACAUCUCUGUUAUAUUAUGUGUAUGUAUGAGAUGAUGGAUGGGGAUAAGUGGAGGUGUGUGGAAUAGAAAUUAAUUUUCACAUGUGCCUUUGUGAUCAGUUCUGGCUCCCAUAAGUUUUAUCCUCAAAACUAGGACUUUUUGGUUGGGAUAAAAUUCUGGGCAAUCCGAAGUGUAUUUUCGAGUUUGUAGUGAGAUGAUAGGUCAAAGAAAAUGAACCCACUUGAUCUAGUCUUAAACGUAAUCAAAGUGGACCUAAGUAUGCUUGGGAAGCUAUGGACAAUCUUUUAAACUAGAAGCUCUUUCAUCGUAAGUAACAUCAUUUGGGUGCAAUUGAUAGAUAUCCUUUGAACUUAGUUUGCAUCCCUCUCUUCAGCCUUCAAAGCAGUCUUAUCAUGGAUUUGCAUACAUCAUAUUGAAUUUGAAACUGUACCUUAUACCAUGCCUUAAUUUUAUUUAUUCAUCAUUUUCAGAGAAACAAAGCUGCACGAACAAGUUGCAGAUCUUUCUAAUUUUAUUUAUUCAUAUCUGUACCUUAUUGCUCCACUUUUUGUAAGUAUUUGUUUCAUGACUAAGAAAGAACCAUGAAAUUCAAUUGUUUGUUCAAAAUAUUUACUGCAUUGACGUGUUCUCUUGAUAAACUCUUAUAGAUCGAGCUUUAUUUUUCUGACAUAAUCCUUAAAAGUCACGGACACCAAUGUAAGAAAAAAGACAAAGUUGUACUUAAAGACUUAGAAAAUCUCUUUGGUGAUUUGAUAUCUAUAGCCACAAUCUUUCUAAGGCCUUCUAGGACAAUUAAAACUUGGUUGUGACUUGUUUUGGUGCCACAGCGAACAGAAAGUAGUAAACCAGUGCGGCUUACAAGGGGCACUAAUUUUGGUGGCAAGGUCAUGAUGAAAUUGACAAAAGAAAAUCAAAAGAGUUCAAACAACUAGACUAUAUCACUUACGGUGUGUUUGAUGUUGUGUUUUCUCUAUAAGAAGAGAAGCCAGAAGCUAGGUUUUCUAGCUUCCCCAAAAAGUGCUUUUUUGACUUUUCUUCUUCUAGAAGCACUUUUCAUAUAAUGUUACAAUCCCGUCUAUUUGGGAAUUUCUUUUGCUUUAAAAGUCAGAAAUGCACUUUUUUUAAAAGCAAUGCCAAGCAUGCCCUUUGUGUCAUCAGAUGCGAAGAGCAAACAACUAGAUUUUAUAACUAAUUCCUAGUUCAAAUUCAACAAUCCUUUUUCAUUUGUGUGCCCCUUAUUUUGAGUGCUAGAGUAGCCACCCAAUGGCUAUUCUGCUCAGAGUUUUCUAUUAAUGAAAUUACUACUCGUUUAAAAAUGUGGAAUAACAAUAUUAUUUUUUGUGUGCCCUCAAAUAAAACUCAUGCAGCUAAACAGAAUUUACAAUAUUUUUCAGUCAGCAAUUUGAAUGAGUUCAAAUUCCUUUUUAAUUCUUGUAGAUUCUGGGAAAUGAUUGCAUUGGAGAACAUAAAAUUCUACUCCUAGUGUCCACAAAUAGUUAGAAAUCAAAUUGGUCCUUCAUGUUGAUAACAUUUCAUUAAUGCUUUGGAUGAUGGACGAGGAGGGUUGGACUAGUAGAGACUUUAACUAAUCUGUGGAAAGGGGGCCAAAUUGAAGGUUUCCAAGGAAGUUGGUAAGACUAUAUUGAAGAUACAUGAUAUUUGACUGAAAAACAAUUCAUGAAUGCAUGUGAUGUUUUAAUGGUUCAAGAAGGAAUGGGAAGAUUGACUUAUCAGCACAUGGCCCCUUCAGUUUAGACUGUUUUCUAUAGCUGAACCCAUUUCACUGGGGGAGAAGCGUGGAUGAUUCUAGCGACAAUGAUGAUAAGUUGAUGCUGAAGAUUAAUUUGAUGUGAUGGAUUCUGAAAGCAAGAAGUUUGGAAGAGGACCUCGGGAACUUACUGGUGCUGUUGAUCUGAUCAAUCAUUACAAGUUGUGGGCACACCAUGAUUUUUUUUGCAAAAGAAGUCUGCCCUUGUCGAUUUCAGACACACACUAUCUUCACAAUGUGGUGGGAGACACAGAAAUUCGAAAGGGAGACGGGAUGGAGCUUGACCAGCUGUUUCAGAAUGCUCCAGACUUGAGAGAGACAACUGCUCACAUACGGCCAUUUGACUUGGACAUCCUUGGGCAAGCAUUUCAGCUGCGAGAAACAGCUCCAAUUGAUUUACCCUCCGCUGAAAAAGGAGUACCUACAAUUUAUUCAAAAUCAAAAAGUGAGUCCAAGGACAAGGAGAGGAAGCAUAAAAAGCACAAGGACAAAGAUAAGGAAAAAGACAAGGAGCAUAAGAAGCACAAACACCGUCACAAAGAUCGGACUAAAGAUAAAGAGAAAAAGAAGGAUAAAAGUGGCCAUCAUGAUUCUGGUGGCGAUCACUCAAAGAAACAUCAUGAGAAGAAGAGGAAGCACGAUGGUAAUGAAGAUCUUUCAGAUGCUCACAAGCACAAGAAAAGUAAGAAUAAGAGUUCAAAGGUUGAUGAAGUGGGAGGAUAAAGGUCGCAGGCCAUAAAAUCUGCUUGUCCGCUUAUUUAAGACAUGCGAUUAUUGAUGAUUUUUUUGAAGGAUUUUCUUGCACAAGCACCAAAAUUUUGUGAGGCUUUGCAGGAUUGGGACACCAUUCUAAUCAAGCUGGGAGUGGAAACGCUCGUAGCCGAGCACUUGCACUGAUGAUAUCGAACCUGCCUAACACUGGUCUCUAACCACUAUGUUACAAAACAGACUGUUAACUACUAACUGCAGUGCUGCGCAGCUCUUUGUGUCCCCCAAUCACUUUUAACAUAUGGUGCUUGGGGCACGUAGAGCCUACUUGUAAGGAACGUUAACUCGUCUGUUAUUGGUGAUCCAUUAGCUAGCACUUUGAAAUUUAAUUCAUGAAUCGAGUUCCGUCGGUUUAUGCACGUCAAUAAAAUGGUCAUGAGGGCAGGGUUACCCAACAUUUAGUAGUUCAGCGGCCUUUAAACAGCUCGCAGUAAUGGUGGAUCUUGUUUUCUUCAAUGACGUGCCCAUGAUGGGAAAUUUGCGGGGAUAGGUCCAUAUGGCACGCUGUACAGGACGUCAUAUCCUAUGCAUCUUUGAAGUGUUGACAGCAGAUGCCAAGAGAAUUAGGUAAGGCCAAAGAUUGCUGCCUGUUAAUCUAUCGACGGGUCUCAAGUGUUUUGCCUUCAGAAAAUCCUUCGUUAGGUAAAUCUGUAUAUGGAUACGAAUAUUAAUUGGAUGCUAAUAUCUAUUUAUAUAUAUUGGAUCGGUUAUUGACGGUAUGGA
Molecule: messenger RNA, 4245 nt
Organism: Phoenix dactylifera (date palm)
Lineage: Eukaryota; Viridiplantae; Streptophyta; Magnoliopsida; Arecales; Arecaceae
Source: RefSeq, a predicted model, not a curated record